Molecule: messenger RNA, 3679 nt
Organism: Sciurus carolinensis (gray squirrel)
Lineage: Eukaryota; Metazoa; Chordata; Mammalia; Rodentia; Sciuridae
Gene: Osbpl7
Product: oxysterol binding protein like 7
Exons: 23
Coding region: 208-2724 (838 amino acids)
Cellular component (GO): plasma membrane; cytosol; perinuclear endoplasmic reticulum
Molecular function (GO): cholesterol binding
Source: RefSeq, a predicted model, not a curated record
CUGGUUCCUGCAGCAGCUGCUGCCACUGCUCAGCUCUGUGAGGAGGGAGCUGGUGACUCGGUCGGAGACAGUGACUCAGAGGCAGAGCGGUACGCGGGCCAAGGAGCACUGGUGUCUAUGGACCCUGGGGGCCCCUCAGUUUCAGGUGACAUUCUUCCCCUUUGACCUGCUCUACAUCCUCAGCAAGGAGUGACUUCUCCCUCCUCCAUGGACUUCCAAGAGAGGGAUACCCCCUCCCUGGCUGAGAGCACUCAGUCCUCGAAGCCUAGCAGCACACAGCAGGCCUCUGAGCUGUGGGAGGUGGUGGAGGAGCCUCGGGGCAGGCUGGGAGCAGAAGGUGUCAAGCCUGAGAGGCAAGAAGGUCACCUGCUCAAGAAGAGAAAGUGGCCUCUGAAAGGCUGGCACAAGAGGUACUUUGUGCUUGAGGAUGGGAUUCUCCACUACGCGACCACCCAGCAAGACAUCACCAAGGGGAAGCUCCAUGGCUCCAUUGAUGUCCGGCUGUCAGUCAUGUCCAUCAACAAAAAGGCCCAGCGCAUUGACCUUGACACUGAGGACAACAUCUACCAUCUCAAGAUCAAAUCCCAGGAUCUGUUCCAAAGCUGGGUGGCCCAGCUGCGUGCCCACCGCCUGGCCCAGCACCUGGACAUGGCCAGCACUGCUCAUCGGAAGGCUCCUGGCACCCAGCUUCUGACUGCAGGUAGCACCUCAGCUCUACCUGGAGUUGGACCUCAGGAGAAAGUGUCUUCCUGGCUGAGGGACAGUGAUGGGCUAGACCGCUGCUCUCAUGCGCUCUCUGAGUGUCAGGGGAAGCUCCAGGAGUUACACAGGCUCCUCCAGAGCCUGGAGUCCCUGCACCGAAUCCCUUCUGCCCCUGUGAUUCCCACACACCAGGCUUCAGUGACAACUGAGAGACCCAAGAAAGGGAAACGGACCAGCCGCAUGUGGUGCACACAAAGCUUUGCCAAGGACGACACCAUUGGACGGGUUGGUCGUCUCCAUGGUUCUGUUCCCAACCUGUCUCGCUACCUGGAGUCUCGGGACUCCUCAGGCUCCCGUGGGCUGCCACCCCCAGACUAUGCCCACCUGCAGCGCAGUUUCUGGGCCCUGGCCCAGAAGGUGCACAGUUCCCUCAGCAGUGUCCUGGCUGCCCUCACCACCGAACGGGACCGACUGAGGGACCUGCACCAGGGUUCAGAGCUGUCAAGGAUGGGGGUCUCUGAGGCCCCAGCUGGACAGAGGCGCCUCCACUCACUGUCCAUGUCCUCAGACACCACUGCAGAUUCCUUCAGUUCCCUCAACCCCGAGGAGCAAGAAGCUCUGUACAUGAAGGGGCGAGAGCUGACCCCCCAACUGUCCCAGAGUAGUGUCCUCUCCCUUGCUGAUUCCCACACGGAGUUCUUCGAUGCCUGUGAAGUUCUCCUUUCUGCCAGCUCUUCGGAGAAUGAGGGCUCUGAGGAAGAGGAGGAGUCAUGUACCAGUGAGAUCACCACCAGCCUGUCCGAGGAGGUGCUGGACCUCAGGGGAGCUGAGCGCUGUCAGAGAGGAGGGUGUGUUCCAGCGAGAGCUGCAGGGCCCCCCCGCCGCCGCUGCCUGCCAGCCGCCAGUGGGCCCGGGGCUGACGUGAGCCUGUGGAACAUCCUGCGCAACAACAUCGGCAAAGACCUGUCCAAGGUGUCGAUGCCCGUGCAGCUCAACGAGCCGCUCAACACGCUGCAGCGGCUCUGUGAGGAGCUGGAGUACAGCAGCCUCCUGGACCAGGCCAGCCGCAUGGCUGACCCCUGCGAGCGCAUGGUGUACAUCGCGGCCUUCGCCGUCUCUGCCUACUCUUCCACGUACCACCGAGCAGGCUGCAAGCCCUUCAACCCUGUACUGGGCGAGACCUACGAAUGUGAGCGGCCUGACAGGGGCUUCCGCUUCAUCAGCGAGCAGGUCUCCCACCACCCCCCCAUCUCGGCUUGCCAUGCAGAGUCAGAGAACUUCGUCUUCUGGCAAGACAUGAAGUGGAAGAACAAGUUCUGGGGCAAAUCCCUGGAGAUUGUGCCUGUGGGGACAGUCAAUGUCAGCCUGCCCAGGUUUGGGGACCACUUCGAGUGGAACAAGGUGACGUCCUGCAUUCACAACAUCCUCAGUGGCCAGCGCUGGAUUGAGCACUAUGGGGAGGUGCUUAUCCGAAACACGCAGGACAGCUCCUGCCACUGCAAGAUCACCUUCUGCAAGGCCAAGUACUGGAGUUCCAACGUCCAUGAGGUGCAGGGUGCCGUGCUCAGCAGGAGUGGCCGUGUCCUCCACCGACUGUUUGGAAAGUGGCACGAGGGGCUGUACCGGGGUCCCCCCCCAGGUGGUCAGUGCAUCUGGAAACCCAACUCAAUGCCCCCAGACCAUGAGCGAAACUUCGGCUUCACUCAGUUUGCCCUGGAGCUGAAUGAACUGACGGCAGAACUGAAACGGACGCUGCCCUCCACCGACACGCGGCUCCGGCCCGACCAGAGGUACCUGGAGGAGGGGAACAUACAGGCUGCAGAGGCCCAGAAGAGAAGGAUCGAGCAGCUACAGCGAGACAGGCGAAGAGUGAUGGAGGAGAACAACAUUGUCCACCAAGCCCGCUUCUUCAGGCGGCAGACGGACAGCAGCGGCAAGGAGUGGUGGGUGACCAACAACACGUACUGGAGGCUGCGCGCUGAGCCGGGCUACGGGAACCUGGAUGGGGCUGUGCUAUGGUAGCCCUGGCCCUGGGGGCAGGAGGCCCUGGUCCUCACUCCUGCCCCCACUUCUACCACGGACACAUGGGUGAGGCCAGGCUGUCCCUCACUGCCCUUGAGACCAAAGGGGAAGCCCUGGCUCUGGCCCUGUCCCUCUGCUGGCCAGAGGGCUGCAACUCAGCACACGCCCCGCCCCUCUGUUGGGGUGAGAAGCAGAACCCAUGCUUCCUCAGUCUUGUUGCCUCAACAAUCGGCAUGUGCGACCCUUCUCGCUCUGUCAUCCCCUUCUUGUCCCCGUUGGGGUACUUGGAGGAGACUCCAGGCUCCCAGGAUCUGCUCCCCAUUUCAGUGCCUUCCUAGGACACAGGGGACCCCUCGAUGCUCCCCAGGCUUUCUGUGCCCAGGGCGCUAGCCCUGGCUGCAAAGUUCAAGUGAAGGAGAGGAGGUGGCUCUUUCUUCCACCUGCCCUAUCUCCAGCAUCUUCCCCCUUGCCCUGGAGAAAGUCCAGCAGGGUGUCCUCCAGCUUCCUUGGCUGGUCCCUGGCCAUCCUAUCCUCCUGCAUCCUCUCCUUCCAAACUGCAAAGCGCCUGCAGCUUCCAGCUCCUUGGCCCCCAUCCUCAAGUUUCCCUUCAGUCUCGGCUCAGCAGAUGCCCCAAAGCUGGAUGAGUCCUCUCCAGAGGUGGGUGGGCGAGGGGUGGGGGGCAGCCUGAGGUGCCUGGCCUCAGACCCACGAGGAGGGAGUGAGCAGGAGUGAGUGUAAAUUUGUGUAGGAGUGUGUGUGUGUGUGUGUGUGUGUGUGUGUGCGCACAUGCGCACACACGCGUGCAUGUACAUACUGUGUCCUGCUUGCCGGCAAGCAGGAGUCCUUAAUGUAGUCCGGACGUUCCCCUGCUGGGUGUCCACCACUGUUGCUGCUCGUUUUCUUGUCUCUGAGUCAGGUGAAGUGCUAUGACAUUCCAAGCUCCAAUAAAGACUGU